Messenger RNA from Syzygium oleosum, 2357 nucleotides. Its product is annotated as CDPK-related kinase 3. Bases 260 to 2119 code for a protein of 619 amino acids. The transcript is spliced from 11 exons. Gene Ontology annotation, cellular component: nucleus; cytoplasm. The record is from RefSeq and is a predicted model, not a curated record. NCBI's taxonomy places the organism in Eukaryota, Viridiplantae, Streptophyta, Magnoliopsida, Myrtales, Myrtaceae. Gene Ontology annotation, biological process: protein autophosphorylation; peptidyl-serine phosphorylation; intracellular signal transduction. Gene Ontology annotation, molecular function: calcium ion binding; ATP binding; calmodulin binding.
CUCCUCUGAUUCUGCAAAAAAAAAAAAAAAAAACAACAGAAAACAAGAAAAACGCUGCCUUUUUCCAUUCCCCGUCUUUUAUCGUUUUGCGCCCGUUUUUGGGAUCUUCCGGGUGUUCUCGCGGUCAGAUCUGCCUCCCCUCUGCAUUCCUUCUCCACCGUCUGAUGUAGUAAGUCCCUUUUUGACCCAUCCGUCCCCUUCCCCUUCGCCCUCCCCCUCCCCCCCUAUUUAUACCCUCUUCCGCCGGAAGUGGGAAGCCAUGGGCCAAUGCUACGGCAAGGCCACUCCCACCGCCGCCUCCGCCGCCGCCUCCGACAAUGACGUCGUCACCAUCUCCGUCUCCGGCGAUCACAACCCCUCCUCCCAUCCUCCUCCUCCUCCUCCCUCCUCCUCUACUCCCUCCCAAGUCCAUCAUGGCGGCAGCACUACUCCCGCCAGGCCAUCUAACCCUAGCCCCUGGGCCAGCCCCUACCCCCACGGCGUCGGCGUGUCCCCGUCCCCAGGGAGGGCCACCCCGCGUCGCAAGUUCUUCCGGCGCCCGUUCCCCCCGCCCUCCCCCGCUAAGCACAUCAAGGCGUCUCUGGCCAAGCGCUUCGCCGGCUACAUGUCCCCCAAGCACCACGGGUCGAUCCCCGAGGAAGGCCGCGAGGGGGAUGUAGGAGGUGGGGGAGGUGGGGCAGCGGCGGCGGCGGCGGAGGCGGAGGCGCAGCAUCUGGAUAAGAGCUUCGGUUACAACAAGAACUUCGGUGCCAAAUACGAGCUCGGGAAGGAAGUCGGGAGGGGCCAUUUUGGUCAUACUUGCUCCGGCAAGGGCCGGAAGGGCGACCUCAGAGAUCAGCUUCUCGCCGUCAAGAUCAUCUCCAAAGUUAAGAUGACAACUGCAAUAUCAAUUGAAGAUGUCCGCAGGGAGGUUAAAAUUUUGAAGGCUCUAUCUGGUCACAAGCACCUAGUCAAAUUUUAUGAUGCAUGUGAGGAUGCCAAUAACGUUUACAUAGUCAUGGAAUUGUGUGAAGGUGGGGAACUUCUUGACAGAAUUUUAUCGAGAGGAGGAAGAUAUGCCGAGGAAGAUGCGAAAGUAAUAGUUGUGCAAAUUCUUAGCGUCGUUGCAUUUUGUCAUUUGCAAGGCGUUGUGCAUCGUGACUUAAAGCCAGAGAAUUUCCUAUUCACAUCUAGAAGUGAAGGUGCUGAUAUGAAGCUUAUUGACUUUGGUCUCUCUGACUUCAUCCGACCAGAUGAAAGACUUAACGAUAUCGUCGGAAGCGCAUACUACGUGGCUCCUGAAGUCCUUCAUAGAUCUUAUAGUCUGGAAGCAGAUAUUUGGAGCAUUGGCGUGAUCGCAUAUAUUCUGUUAUGUGGAAGCCGGCCAUUUUGGGCAAGGACAGAAUCCGGAAUUUUUCGUGCUGUACUAAGGGCUGAUCCUAAUUUUGAGGACUUACCGUGGCCUUCUGUCUCUCGGGAGGCCAAGGACUUUGUGAAAAGGCUCUUGAACAAGGACUAUAGAAAAAGAAUGACUGCUGUACAAGCUUUGACUCACCCUUGGUUGCGGGAUGAGAGUCGUCCCAGUCCUCUGGACAUAUUGAUCUUUAAGCUAGUUAAAUUGUAUCUUCAUGCAACGCCUUUGAAACGAGCAGCUUUGAAGGCUCUCUCGAAAGCUUUGACAGAAGAGGAGCUGGUAUAUCUUAGGGCUCAGUUCCAGUUGCUGGAACCAAAUAAAGAUGGGUUUGUCUCUCUCGACAAUUUCAGAGGGGUUCUUGAGCGAAAUGGUACUGAUGCUAUGAGGGAGUCCAGGGUUCCUGAUAUUUUGAAAGCAAUGGAGCCUCUUGCUUACAGAAAGAUGGGCUUUGAAGAGUUUUGUGCGGCUGCGAUCAGCGUACAUCAACUGGAGGCUCUUGAGGGGUGGGAGCAGAUAGCUUCUGAUGCUUUUGAUCACUUUGAACGAGAGGGUAACCGAGUCAUCUCAGUUGAAGAGUUGGCGCGGGAAUUGAAUGUUCACCCUUCGGCGGCUCACUUGAACCUAAAAGACUGGAUCAGAAAUUCAGAUGGAAAACUUAAUUUGCUUGGAUAUACCAGAUUUUUACAUGGUGUGACGCUUCGAAGCUCACAUGCGAGACAACGUUAGAAAUUUUUUUUCUUUUUUUUAGUAUUUGUUUCCCUUUGGGGGUUUUCUUUGGCUCAACAUAUAUCUGCCAAUUCUUAUGGUUUCUGAGGGUUUGGAGGUUUUCUUUCCCUUUUCUCUCUCUUGGAGGGCAGGCAGGAUGAAAAAAAAAAAGAAAAGAAAAUUAAAGUGGCUCUAUUAGUUUAAAUGCUGCGAUUAUUGCGUUUCAUUCAAGGUUGAAUGAUUUUUCCUUGCGGGUGCA